Magallana angulata is the source of this 1321-nucleotide messenger RNA. RefSeq names its product isocitrate dehydrogenase [NAD] subunit alpha, mitochondrial-like. The coding region runs from base 103 to 1188 and encodes 361 amino acids. The record is from RefSeq and is a predicted model, not a curated record. Gene Ontology annotation, cellular component: mitochondrion. Lineage: Eukaryota; Metazoa; Mollusca; Bivalvia; Ostreida; Ostreidae. Gene Ontology annotation, molecular function: NAD binding; isocitrate dehydrogenase (NAD+) activity; magnesium ion binding. The transcript is spliced from 10 exons. Gene Ontology annotation, biological process: tricarboxylic acid cycle; isocitrate metabolic process.
AAGUUUUGACAUUUUCCCCUAAAGAGUUCAAGCGUCGAAGCUACUGAGACCGGCAACAGGAAAAUCGAAAUAUCGGAACUCUCCAUUUUGAAGGUCACAACGAUGGCUUUUCGGCGAGCGUUGAAAAGGUUAUUACAAGAGAUCCCAAACCAGGGAUCACGAUGUUACUCCACAGAAGCCAGACAGAUGGUGACCAUGAUUCCCGGGGAUGGAAUCGGACCAGAAAUCUCCCAGUCUGUGAAGGAUAUCUUUAGUGCUGCAGGGGCCCCUGUUGAUUGGGAAGAUGUGGAUGUCACUCCUGUCAAAGGCCCCGAUGGGAAUUUCCGACUCCCUCCCAAGAUCUUCGAUUCCAUGGACAGAACAAAAGUUGGACUCAAAGGUCCCUUAGCCACACCAAUAGGAAAGGGACAUCAGUCCCUGAAUCUGGCCCUCAGAAAGGCCUUUAACCUGUAUGCCAAUGUCCGCCCCUGUAAGUCCAUAGAGGGAUACAAGACCCCGUACAAUGACGUAGACCUGGUCACCAUCAGAGAAAACACGGAGGGAGAGUACAGCGGUAUAGAACAUGUGAUAGUAGAUGGUGUGGUACAGAGCAUUAAGAAGAUUACAGAGGAGGCGUCGAUGAGAGUGGCCGAGUACGCGUUCGCGUAUGCUCGAGACAACAACCGAGAUACAGUCACGGCCGUCCACAAAGCCAACAUUAUGAAGAUGACAGACGGUUUAUUCCUGAAAUGCUGUAGACAUGUAGCUGAGCAAAACAAAGACAUCAAGUUUAAGGAGAUGUACCUAGACACUGUCUGUUUAAAUAUGGUCCAAGACCCGACUCAGUUUGAUGUUCUGGUGAUGCCCAAUCUGUAUGGAGACAUUUUAAGUGAUCUGUGUGCCGGACUGAUCGGCGGCCUUGGGGUGACACCUAGUGGUAACAUUGGCCAGGAUGGGGCUAUUUUUGAAUCGGUACAUGGAACCGCCCCAGACAUUGCGGGGGAGGACAAAGCUAACCCCACAGCCCUGCUGCUCAGUGCAGUCAUGAUGCUCCGCUAUAUGGGGCUCAGUCCCUAUGCCCAGCGCAUUGAGAUGGCCUGCUUUGAUGUGAUUCGAGAAGGAAGGGUGCUAACUGGUGACUUAGGAGGCUCGUCCAAGUGUUCAGAAUUCACUGAAGAAAUCUGUAGAAAAGUGCGCGAGUCGGAGUAAGCCAAGGACAGAGAAAUAGGAUUUAUUAAAUUAUUCACAUUGUAUUACAUACCAGUUAGAAACACUGUUUGUAAGAGGAUUGUUAAGAAGUCAGGUAAACUUGUUUAUCUGUCAGUAAAUUUUGUGAUUGUAC